This is a messenger RNA of Psammomys obesus (fat sand rat), 1812 nucleotides long. RefSeq names its product nucleobindin 2 (gene Nucb2). The transcript is spliced from 15 exons. Lineage: Eukaryota; Metazoa; Chordata; Mammalia; Rodentia; Muridae. The coding region runs from base 410 to 1672 and encodes 420 amino acids. Gene Ontology annotation, cellular component: extracellular exosome; endoplasmic reticulum-Golgi intermediate compartment. Gene Ontology annotation, molecular function: calcium ion binding. The record is from RefSeq and is a predicted model, not a curated record.
UAGGCUGUGGAAUAGAGCACGGCGGAGGGCCGUGGGCAGGGAGAAACUGGUGUGCGCGCGGCGGGCAUCAGUGAGCUUAGCCUCGCCGGCGGAGACCCUGCAAAGAAGAACCCAAGGACCAGUUUUCAAAGGAAAAAAAAAUUGGACCAGGAGCCAGGACCUGUUCUCCACAAACUUAAUAUUGUGUAGAUCAUCUUACCACUUGGGAUCUCAGGGGCCUCAUCUGUGGGGAAAAAAAAAAAAGAAAAAAAAAAAAAGAUAAGAUAAGAUAAAGCUUUAACCUGUCUGAAGACUUGGUGUCUUCAGCCUGUGACCACAGCAUUGGGAAGGCAGAGGCACUACUGCUUUGCAUUUGAGUCUAGCCUGGGCUACAUAGUGAUUUGCAUUUGAGGCCAGUUUAAGCUGCACAAUGAGGUGGAGGGCCAUCCAGCUACAGUACUGUUUUCUCUUGGUGCCGUGCGUGCUUACAGCUGUGGAAGCUGUGCCUAUCGACGUAGACAAGACCAAAGUACACAACCCUGAGCCCACGGAACGUGUAAAGAUGGACUUACCAGAUACUGGACUUUAUUAUGACGAAUACCUCAGGCAAGUGAUUGACGUCCUGGAAACAGAUCAGCACUUCAGAGAAAAGCUCCAGAAAGCAGACAUAGAGGAAAUAAGGAGUGGGAGGCUGAGCAAAGAGCUGGACUUAGUAAGUCACCAUGUGAGGACAAAACUUGAUGAACUGAAGAGGCAAGAAGUGGGAAGGCUAAGAAUGCUCAUCAAAGCUAAGCUGGAUUCCCUUCAAGAUACUGGCAUGAAUCACCACCUUCUUCUGAAGCAGUUCGAACACCUGAAUCACCAGAAUCCGGACACAUUUGAAUCCAAAGAUUUGGAUAUGCUAAUCAAGGCGGCUACCGCAGAUCUGGAGCAGUAUGACCGGACUCGGCAUGAAGAGUUUAAGAAGUAUGAGAUGAUGAAGGAACACGAGCGCAGGGAAUAUUUAAAAACCCUGGAUGAGGAAAAGAGAAAAGAAGAAGAAGCUAAAUUUGAAGAAAUGAAGAGGAAGCAUGAAAACCACCCCAAAGUCAAUCACCCUGGAAGCAAAGAUCAACUAAAAGAGGUUUGGGAAGAGACUGAUGGAUUGGACCCUAAUGACUUUGACCCCAAGACAUUUUUCAAAUUACAUGAUGUCAACAGUGAUGGAUUCCUGGAUGAACAAGAAUUAGAAGCACUAUUCACGAAAGAGUUGGAAAAAAUAUAUGAUUCCCGAAAUGCAGAGGAUGAUAUGAUAGAAAUGGAAGAGGAAAGGCUUAGGAUGCGAGAACAUGUCAUGAAUGAGAUUGAUAACAACAAAGACCGGUUGGUGACUCUGGAAGAAUUCUUGAGAGCUACAGAGAAGAAAGAAUUCUUGGAGCCAGACAGCUGGGAGACAUUGGAUCAGCAACAGUUAUUCACCGAGGAAGAGCUAAAAGAGUAUGAGAAUAUUAUCGCCAUGCAAGAGGAUGAGCUUAAGAAGAAGGCAGAUGAACUGCAGAAGCAGAAGGAAGAGCUGCAGCGCCAGCAUGACCACCUUGAGGCUCAGAAGCAGGAGUAUGAGCAGGCGGUCCAGCAGCUGGAACAGAAGAAAUUACAACAAGGGAUCGCUCCAUCAGGGCCCAUGGGAGAACUGAAGUUUGAGCCACACACGUAAAGUCCUGACGUCUGCCGGACCUUGGAAGAAAAUGAUAAAUUCAACAUCUGUUUCGUCUUUCAACAUCCCUUCUUUUCUCUUCACUCAAUAAAUACUUUAAAGCACAUUUGGAAUAAAGGAAGAGACUGUUAAAGCGAGAA